GGCUCCUCACAGAGAGGAUGUUGGAUGAGAAGACGCUUGAAUAAAACAGGAUUAUUCUCUCGGAUAUUUAAAGAAUUUAAAACGUAUAGAAGGAAAUUUUGGUGGGGAUUCACACCUGAGACCUUGACGGUGAAGAGUGUGUCGGAAAAUGCCAGAGAAAAAAGCGUUUCAGCAGCAGGCCGUAUCCGGUGUCCUGGAGCGGCAGCAGUCCAGGCCUCAGACCCAGAGCAGCCCGAUCCUGUGCCAGAACUGUGGCCAGGCCUGUAAGGGCGAAGUGCUGCGGGUUCAGAACACACACUUUCACAUCAAGUGCUUCGUCUGCAAAGUAUGUGGCUGUGAUCUGGCUCAGGGAGGCUUCUUUGUGCGGCAGGGUGACUACAUCUGCACUCUGGACUACCAGCGUCUCUAUGGCACACGCUGCUUCAGCUGCGAGCAGUUCAUUGAGGGAGAGGUGGUCUCUGCACUUGGAAAGACCUAUCACCCACGAUGCUUUGUGUGUGCUGUUUGCAAACAGCCAUUUCCAGCAGGCGACCGCGUGACGUUUAACGGGAAAGAGUGCAUCUGUCAGAAAUGCACUCAGCCUUUGUCUGCCAAUAGCUCAGCACCCGCUCAGGCUGUCCACAAUUGCUGUGGCUGUGGAAAGGAGUUUAAAAACGAACAGUCUCUGGUGGCACUAGAGAAACACUGGCAUUUGGGCUGCUUCAAGUGCAAAGUGUGCAACAAAGUGCUCAAUGCCGAAUACAUUAGCAAGGAUGGAAUUCCAUACUGCGAGAUGGACUAUCACGCCAUGUUCGGGAUCCAGUGUGAGAACUGCAAGGAGUAUAUCACAGGGAAAGUUCUGGAGGCUGGAGAUAAACAGUACCAUCCCACAUGUGCCAGAUGUGUGCGCUGUGAGCAGAUGUUUGGAGAAGGGGAGGAGAUGUACCUGCAAGGUUCUUCCAUCUGGCACCCUGCAUGCAGACAGGCAGCUCGAAUGGAGGAGAAAAGUAAGGUGACCAGGACUUCCUCUGAGAGCAUCACAUCAGUUCCUGCCUCCAGUGCAUCUGGAUCUCCAAGCAGAGUUAUCUAUGCAAAGCUGGGAGACGAGUUCCUGGAUUAUAAAGAUCUCGCAGCUCUACCGAAGAUAAAGGCCAUCUAUAACAUCGACAGACCUGACAUGCUGUCGUACUCACCUUACGUCAGCUAUCCGACAGAGGACAGGACCUAUGUAGAGUCCCCGCAGUUCCUCACCCCGACUCCGACUGAGGGUGAUGGGGAUAGGUCACCGCGUCAGAGACGGCCCUCCAGCCCCAGCUCGAACAGUUCUCUGGGUGGUUACGGUCGCUACACGCCGUCCCGCUCGCCUCAAACCUACAGCAGACAAGAACAAUAUGAGACCCCUAGGUUCACUCCCCAACCUGGGAACGCCAGGGUUGGUCGAUAUUCCGGCCAGGGUAUUCCCAGAGACUCCUCCUCCCUGCCCUUGUACUGCAGUAGUGGAGGUAGAAAUACCCCACAGACUCCUUUCCUGAACCCCACCACCCUGGCCAUGCUCCAACAACACAACUAUAUCCCGUACUUCAGAGGUAGCGAAAGUGGUCGUAGUACCCCAAGCCUCUCCACCUACUCCGACAGCAAAUCUCCGUCCUCCUCCUACGUGGCUGCACCCAAGCAUUUCCACAUCCCAGCAUCCAGAACUUCCUGGCAAGACGGAGAUGAUGUGGACAGAAAGACCAGGAUGAGUUGGACGCUUCUAAAGAGUGAGAGUGAUGGACAGUCCCCGGACAUGGACCCCAGGACGUCCACACACAGCCUGCCCACAGACAUGUCUCAGCCCAAUUUCCCCUACAACAAGUCUGCUUCACUCCCAGGCUACGGACAUAAUGGCAUCUACAAGGCAGCUGAUCUCGGAGAGGAUGAACACGACUCCACCUGGGGUGCGAUGAGAGAGUACAAGGUGUAUCCGUACGACAUGCUGGCGGUGACACACAGAGUCAGAGUGAAGCUGCCACGUGAUAUAGACCGCACCAGGCUGGAGAGACACCUGUCUCCAGAAGAGUUCUUCCAGGUGUUUGGGAUGACCAUCGCGCAGUUCGACCGCUUGGCUCUGUGGAAGAAAAAUGAUCUGAAGAAAAAAGCUCGCUUGUUCUAACCACCACCACAUCCUCCAACCCCAUCAACACCACCGCGAUGACUCCGCCCCUGAGCGAACCGAGAAAGAAGAUAGACGGAGAAUUUCUCUUCAAUCCGUCUACGUAUAUAUGCAGAGAUGAGAGAGAGUGAAAUAUAUAAAUCUAUAAUAUAAAAUAUAUCUACGUUCAUCUCCAUGUACGCGCUUCCAUUCCACUGCGCCACGUUCCUGCUGUCAUAACGAAAGGAGGAGCGUGUUCUAUACGCCGUCACGUCGCGACCUCAGUGUUAGCCGUGCUCGCUUCUUUCUGUGCGAAUGCCAUGUUAUAUCUGUUGUGAUGGAGAAAGAUCAUGAUCCCUGAUCUCUUGCACAGUUCAGAUAACUGCAAUAAGGGUCUAUACACUGUGUGUGUGUGUCUGUAGGUGUGUGUGGUUGCUAUAGAAAUCGCUUCAUGCCCGUUUUAUCCAGUCCUCAUCGUAGGUUUUUUCUCUUCAUUUUCCUGUCACAAUCGUUACAGAAUUAUCUAACGGGAAUUUCAGAAGAUCGACUGAUGAAAUCUGCCGUAUUUCCAGAUAAACUUAAGAAAAAAGCCUUGCCAUCUUGUUCAUUUCAGUAAACACUGAUUAACACACGCAGUCAUACGAGUUUUAUUCUAUAUUCCCAGUUAGUCUUGUAAUUCUAGUUUAAGUCUAUAAAUCAGACGUUAGUUAAAGGUGGGGUCUCCGUUGUUUGAGAAACGCUUCAGAAAACCGAGUCGGGCCUCCAAACAAAACAAACAUGUAGCCAAUGAGCAGAAAGGGGCGUGUCUUGUCAAUGUGGGCGGAGAGAGUGUUCAGUGCGCAUGUGUGACGUUAGCAGAAAGCGGUUUUAACAUUGACAUGGAGGAUAAAAACAAAGAAAGAAAGAGAAGAAAGUCUUACGAUAAGGUAAGAAGUAGGACUAACAGAAUACGGCUUUCUAUCAAUUAAAGUUCAGAAUAUUAAAUCAAUUAAUACACUCACUUGCGUUACUGUAAGUCUUGGUGCCUGAAACAUGCGCACACGCUCCAAGUCUUCUGUUUCCAUGGUUUCGGCAGCAACGGUACGACCUCUGACUCUAACAUUACCUCUGCCUCGGGUUCUAGGUGUUGACCGUCUCCUUCCGCGUGAAACGGAGCUAAACCUUUCACGGUACAACACACAGUACUACAAAAACACAUCUGUAUUACCGUAGUAUUACUCAUUGGGUUCAUUUACUGAUAAAAAUAUACCCUCGGUCAGCCGCCCCAGCAGGUUCCGCUAUAAUAGUUGCCUGGGUUACGUAUGUAUGUGUGGGGCGGAGCUAUCAAAACAGGGGUGGGACCCAUUUGGGUUAGGGGCGUGUUUGUUUUGGUGAUUUCAAAUGUCAACAUUGGCUUUCAAACAACGGAGAUCCCACUUGAAUAGAGUUCUCUAGAAUUAAGAAAUGAUUAACAGUGAACUGAAGAAUGUUUCUCUGAAAUGGAUUUUAGUUUGUUUGAGGAAAAAAAAAAUUCUGAUCCGGAUCUUAGACCUUCUCCUGGAUCCUCAGUAAAAUCUCAGGCUGACAGACAAUUUAUUUCCUUUUACUGAGUAGUAGUGAGAAAUGAUUAAAUAAGUGGAGUCACUUUUAUUAUUAAAGUGUCAACUGGAAUAAAAAACAACAAACAAAAUCUCCACACAAAACUUUGGACAUGUAGCAUAAACUCAGAAGCCGCCAAUUCCUUCUGCCUUCGACUCGUUGGUCGUGACUCACCGUCUAUUUUCUGACCUCAAAGGAAAGCCAAAGGAAACGCCGUUUAUCUGCUCAUCCACUCGCGGUCGUCUUCUCGACUGUGAUCAAAGCUGCACUUGAAGUCUAACCUUUAAAUCGAUCAACAUACUCGCUUGUUAGUUAGCUGGCUAGCUUGUUAGCUAACAGAAAUAAAAAGAAAUCUGACUUUAUAACAACUUGUAAAUUGCCACUGAGAAGGAGAAUUGAAUGCAUCGUCCCAGCACAGAUGUGCAUUUUAUUAUUAGCCACAAAACCCACAAAACUCCAUAAACGCUCCCAGAGAGCCGAAAAUGGCGGCUACGUGAUGAAGGACAUGAUGAAAAUGUCGCGUGCGUUAAAUCUUAAAAUAACACUGGUUCGUUUCUGUGAAGGAGGAACAGAAUAAAGAACACCAGAAGGACACCAGAAAAUUAAUUAUUAAAUACACUGGUUUUACUGACGGUUUAAUGAUGGUGACUAUAUGUGACUCCUCCUCCUUCACCUCUCUGACUUCUUCACCUUCACCUUUGUGACUCCUCCUUUGUGACUCCUCCUCCUUUACAUCUGGGACUCCUCCUCCUUCACCUCUGUGACUCCUCCUCCUCCAUGACCCCUCCUCUUCCUGCUCUGUGACUCCUCCUCCUUUACCUCUGGAACUCCUCCUCCUUUACCUCUGUGACUCCUUCUCCUUCACCUCUGUGACUCCUCCUCCUCCUCCAUGACCCAUCCUCUUCCUGUUCUGUGACUCCUCCACGUCUGUGACUCCUCCUAUUCCUGCUCUGUGACCCCUUCUCCUUUACCUCUGUGACUCCUCCUCCUUUACCUCUGUGACUCCUUCUUCUUCACCUCUGUGACUCCUCCUUCUUCACUUCUCUGACUCCUCCUCCAUGACUCCUCCUCCAUGACUCCUCCUCCUCCUUUGUGACCCCUCCUCCUUCACCUCCGUGACUCCUCCUCCUUUACCUCUGUGACUCCUCCUCCCGUUAGAUAUUCAUCACACUGACUGAUGUGUAUUAGCUGCUUACAAGCAUAAGUUCAGUGACUCAGACAUCAUCUAACAAAGCUCUUUCUUUCUUUCCUCCGUCCCUUCCUUCCUCCCUCCCUUCUGUCCCUCUUUCUGCCUUUCUUUACUUUCUUUUCUUCCUUCCUUCCUGUUCCAGUGGCUUCACUGUGAGAUUGUGAUGUAAAGAGUUAAGGACGCAUCAAUAAGCUAAACUCUGCAGCUUUUUUUUUUCCUUUCUUUACAUUAUGUCAGAUCAGAUUUAUUCUCUAACGUCCGCAUCACACGUGAGGAAUAUUUUUUACUCUCUUAUUGCUGCAAAACUCCUUAAAAACGUCAUCAUGGGAGAAAGAGACAUGCCAAGUUUACCUUCCUCUGUAGCUUUACACAUUUUUAUAUAAAUAAAUAAAUUAAUUAAUUAAUAGACAAGUCUAUAAACCAAUAAGCAUUUGAGACGCGGUUCCAUGAUUCGUUCUCUGUUUCUGAUUCAAUCUGUGUAUGUGCAAUAUGAAAAUAUCUAACUAGAGCAUGAGAUGCUGAUGAAUUGACAUGAAAUUAUAACAAGUUCAGACUGUGUUGUUCUCACGCAUCCUUUCAUACCUGGGUGGUUAAUUUCGCUUUAAAUUCAUUUAUGAACCUGGUUUACGACAAAGCCUUAAUCGUGCGGGUGUGAAACGAGGGACUGUUUAAUACGAUCUCUAAUAAUCGCCUGAUCGCGUAUGCAUGAGCGUUUAUGUCUAAAUGAAUGUCAAACUGUAGCUUGCAUUCUAUCAAAUGCCUUUGUGGUUAAAUUUAAAUCCUGUAAAGACGGAUCGUCUUUUAAAGGUGCGGUUUGUCGUGUUGUAAGAAAUGUGUCUGGACCUGUAAUCAUCAUAUUCAUUUAGAGCUAACGUUAGCAAAAAUAACAUUUGCAAUAGUAUCUUUUAAAAAUGAUCUCGGCUUUCGAGGCUUUUUCAAGACUAGUGUUUCUUUUCUUCUGACCCUGAAAUUAGCUCCAAAGAUGAGCUUCUCAGCCACGCCCCCUUUUUUUCCUUAAAAGGCAGGUUGCAAGGGGCAUUUUAAUUUAACAUUGUUAACUAACAUAGCUGGCCAAGUGUUUUAAAAAGAUAAUAAUGAUUAAUUAUUAUUAUUAUUAUUAUUAUUAUUUUGCUCUUUUAACUUUUUUGUCCCUGAAAUAAGACCCAAACCAGUACUUUGUGCCUCUUUUUUUCAUAAAAGGCAGUUCACCACUUAAGCAGCAGAGGGCUCUGAAUAUUACAGACUACUCCUUUAAAUCGUUCAAUAUCCUCAUCUAGACUUUUUAAUAUAUUUUACUGCAAAGCAAUAGAAUAAGUCAUGUAAUGUUUGUGUAACGUUGUGAGUGAAUACACAAUACUUUUUGGCAAAAAAAUAUGUUUUUGUGUGACAUUGAUUUUUGAUUUAUUUUUUAUUUUUAGUAAUAUCUAUCCUCCUCAUCUGUCAUGCCAUGGCCAAAUGUUUUCUCUAACAGGGUAGGGCGUAUGUACUUUUGUCAUUUUUGUGAAUAUAUUUGUGCAGGAAAGGUUCCAUGAUGGACCGUUCUGUGUUGGGUUGCAUGGAAAGUUUGCUUUAUUUGAACAUCUGUUGGAGUUUUGUGUGUGUGUGUGUGUGUGUGUGUGUGUGUUUACGCAAGUCACAUCAGGCCAGAUUAGUCAAAUACAGAUGUUCAGUCUGCUUCUCUGUCUCUUUACUCUUGAUAAAACAGAGAAAAGGUGAAAAUCAGGACCCAGAAGAGACACCCAAAUCUGUUUUAUUUGGAUUGUGUGAAUGUAAAAUUUUGGCUCAUAGCCCUACAAAUAAACAGUGUCACUGAACGCAGACGAGCCACAUUACUGAUUAUGAUUCAUAUUUUUUGUGCGAUUUGAAAUUAUCCAGAUUUUUUUUUUUUUUUUUUUAUUAUUUCCUCCCUUUUUUUUUUCUUCUGGUUUAUAAACAUGUCUUUGUGUUGGUUUACACAAUGAAUGUAACAUGAAAGCUCCAGACACUGAGAUGCCAAUCAGACAAUUCGGGAUUGUGUGUGUGUGUGUGUGUGUGUGUGUGUGUGUGUGUUUGUCUAAUGAACUAACAAUUGCAUAACCACAGAUACGUCGUUAGGCCAAUGCUGUGAUUUUGAUGUGGUUGUUGCUGUGCAGCAGGUUGAGAAAUAUUAAGGUUUAAUACAAUAUCGUUACAUGAACCUUUAUGUUUUUCCUUUUCUUUUCAUUUGCUUUGCUGGACUGAAUAAAAAAACACUAAUGUUCAUCUUUCAAUAAAUGUGUUAUAAAGCUGGA
This is a messenger RNA of Tachysurus vachellii, 7147 nucleotides long. RefSeq names its product actin binding LIM protein family, member 2 (gene ablim2). The coding region runs from base 149 to 2131 and encodes 660 amino acids. The transcript has 21 exons. The record is from RefSeq and is a predicted model, not a curated record. Gene Ontology annotation, cellular component: actin cytoskeleton. Lineage: Eukaryota; Metazoa; Chordata; Actinopteri; Siluriformes; Bagridae. Gene Ontology annotation, molecular function: actin filament binding. Gene Ontology annotation, biological process: cytoskeleton organization; lamellipodium assembly.